Messenger RNA from Penicillium nucicola, 1449 nucleotides. RefSeq names its product LLM class flavin-dependent oxidoreductase. The record is from RefSeq and is a predicted model, not a curated record. The transcript is spliced from 8 exons. Lineage: Eukaryota; Fungi; Ascomycota; Eurotiomycetes; Eurotiales; Aspergillaceae. Gene Ontology annotation, molecular function: monooxygenase activity; oxidoreductase activity, acting on paired donors, with incorporation or reduction of molecular oxygen. Bases 1 to 1449 code for a protein of 482 amino acids.
AUGGCUACUACAGACGCAAAGCCGCGCAAGUCACUGAUCCUCAAUGCCUUUGUGGAAAUGUGCAGUGGCCAUCAAUCCCCAGGACUCUGGCGGCACCCCGAGGAUGAAUCCCAUCGGUUCAACGAUGUAGAACACUGGACGGAGCUGGCACAGCUCCUCGAAUCAGCCAAAUUCCACGGCAUUUUCAUUGCAGAUGUUCUAGGAGGAUACGAUGUCUACAAGGGACCACGCAAUCUCGAUCCGGCAGUCAUCUCGGGUGCGCAGUGGCCAGUCAAUGAACCAUUGGCGGUGGUCCCGGCCAUGGCGGCUGUCACGAAGAACAUUGGAUUUGGAGUGACGGUGACGACGACGUAUGAACAGCCAUAUCAUCUUGCUCGGCGGUUGUCGACGGUGGAUCAUUUGACCAAGGGACGUCUGGGAUGGAACGUUGUAACUGGAUAUCUCGAUUCCGCCGCGCGAAACAUGGGUCAAGCCGAACAGCCACACCACGAUGACCGCUACGCCGUAGCAGAAGAAUACAUCAAAGUAACCUACAAGCUCUGGGAAUCCUCCUGGCGUCAAGAUGCCGUGAUCCGCGAUCGCGAGCGAGGCAUCUACACAGACCCCAAGGGCGUGCGCCAAAUCAACCACCAAGGCAAAUACUUCACGGUGCCAGGCCCACAUCUCACGCAGCCCAGUCCGCAGCGGACGCCGGUCAUCCUCCAGGCGGGCACGUCUAAGGCCGGGAAGACCUUUGCUGCGCAGCAUGCCGAGGCCAUUUUUGUGGCGGGACACAGUCCAGCGGUGGUAGCAAAGAAUGUCAAGGAGAUUCGGGAGCUGGCGGCGAGUGAGUAUGGGAGGGAUCCGCAAAGUAUCAAGUUCCUUGCGUUGCUUUGUCCGGUUCUGGGCAGAACAGAGAGUGAGGCAAAGGACAAGUUCGAGUCUUAUCGUAGCCUGGGGUCGAUUGAUGGGGCUUUGGCGCUGUUUGGGGGGUGGACUGGGAUUGACUUGGAUAAGUAUGGGGAUGAUGAGGAGUUGAGGCAUGUGGAGAGUAAUGCCAUUCGCUCUGCGGUGGAGGGUUGGUCCAAGGCUACUCCAGAAGUUGCAAAAUGGACCAAAGCCACUGUUGGACAGCAUAUCACCGUCGGUGGCCUGGGUGCCACCCCCGUUGGCACCGCUGCUCAGGUUGCCGAUUAUAUGGAGCGCUGGGUGGAAGAAGCCGAUGUGGAUGGAUUCAACUUGGCAUAUGUUGUCAAACCUGGCUCAUUCAAAGAUAUCAUUGACCUUUUGAUACCCGAGUUGCGUCGACGAGGCCUCUUCUGGGAUGAUUAUGCAGUCCCCAAGGGAACCUAUCGGGAGAACUUGUACGCUCAGCCUGGUCAGUCUGGGCCGCGUGAGGACCAUCCGGCUUCGAAGUAUCGGUGGAAUGCUGGUGUUGAUGCGUCAGAUGCAGCGAUUCCCGAGAACUGA